CUCGCACUUAGUCAUGGUCCAGCUGUAGAUCCUGUAAAGGAGGAGGCCUCACGCAUCCAUACAGGACAGCCCCCUCCUCAAGCACCACAGUCCCUAUGCUACACAUGGACCAUCAGGGGCAGCCAGAGCUCGCUACCUUCCCAUGUCUACAGGGCUGAAGCUAGAGAUUCCCUUACGACAUGAUGAUUAUUCAGACAUUCAAGUAAGUCACUCUCACAUCCAACAGUCUGCCCCCCAUAUCACUUCCAGUCUGGAGUUACUGAGGCCGGUCACAUCUCCGUCAGUAGCAGUGCGUCUCCAAACAGACACCCUCACCCCAGCAUGUGCCAUAUACACCACAUUGUCUCAGUCCACUUCCCCUAGGCCCCAGGAGGCGGUUGAUGCAGUUUCACACAAUGUGGGUAUCUCAACACCUGAAUACAGAAACCACAGGAACAUAAGUCCAGACUUUGAGUCAUGGUCUGAUGAUAGCCUAAGGUUAUCAGGCUCAGGGGGCAACAAACGCAUGCUUUCCCCUUCAAACAGCAUAGAACUCCCCCCUGAGUCACAACAGCAGCAGAAGCGAGUAAAAGAGGAGGUAGAGAGGGAAGUGGGAUGUUUUGACAAGGCAUCAGUAGACCCAUCCAAUCAGGAACUCAAACGGGAGAAUCUUGCAGAUGUUUGUGCUCCCAUCACACACGUUGGACCUUCAUUCCCCAGUCUGCUGUCCAGCACCUGUAAUAGCUGGUGCUAUUUGAACUACAUUAAACCAAACCCUUCUACUCUGGAUGAACAGAAGCCCUCAGUGUAUUCAUCGUGGUCCACUAGCAGCUAUGACCCCAACCCACCUGGCCUCUCCAGCAAGACAGCUCUCUCUCUUCUGCACUGUAAGCAGAGGCUCAGUCCCUCCAUCUACACUAUAUCCCCCAUGUCAGUCAGGACAACUGAUACAAUGGAGCAGGAGGACAACAAAAGACCAUGCUCCACUGAGGUCUACAACAGCCAGUCAUACUGCAGAGACCGUGAGGGAACGAGGAACGGACAGCCGUCAGCAGAUGACAACAGAUCAAAUAGAGAAGAAGUGAAGGAGGAACAGAAGGAGGAGGAAGUCCAGUCAAACUCCAGAAAUAAACAACCUCCUGAAGUUUGGAUUUCUGAUCAGGGAUCAAAUGAGAAGUAUGGUGGAGGUGGAGGGAAGUGCCAAUGUGAGGAUUGUGGAUUCCACCAUAACAACACCAGUGUGCUGCAAAAGUGCACCGACUGCUCCACAGAAUCCCCUCCAUGUAACAUCACUUUCAAAGCUACGGGGAGCCUCACUGAACACCUGAGAUCUAAGCCCCAUGGAAAAGAAACCUGUUGUUACCCAGAUGACACAGAUGAAGGAGUCUGUGAAGACCCAUCAGUUCACCCAGAUAAACAGAGGGAUCACCAGUUCUCUGACCUAGGGAAAGGUGGACAUGAUGAAGACAACAACACAAAGGACAAGAACGAUAGACAUGAAGACAACAGGUCCAUCUCAGCUGACAGCUCUCACACCGCCUCCUGUGACAGUGAGAAACCUCAUUCAGGAGGCCAGCCGAUGGAGCCUGAACCCAGCCGGUCCCUCGCAGUCACCCCCAACGAUUCGACCCAGAAGAACUCAGCCAGGACCAGGAGGGCCCUGUUUGCCCGCAGACGCCUCGACGCUUCGGCAUCCUCCAGAGGCUCCCAAUCUCCGAGCGCUCAGUCCCUGACUCCGCGGAGGGAGCCGUCUCCACCUCGUAGCCCAUCGCCCAGACUUACCCAGUCCCCUGCUCCUCCUUCCUCCCUCUCCACAUCUAGUUGUCAUGUCCCCACCUCCCCACUGAGACCAGUCUCCCCUGUUAGAGGUCUCUCUCCUAUAAUAGUCCAGUCCCAUGGAUUUGAUUUCUCUGGGCCUCUGGGCUCCCUCGCAGACACCUCUGCUCAGUGUCAAACCUGUCUUCACCCAAGGGACCGACAGUCUACAGCAAGACUGUCUGUGGAUGAGGUUGGUCUGACCCAUAUCACUCCACAUCCCACGCGGCUUCGGGGAGCCCACAACCUCCUGAGUCACCUCCCUCUGCACUCCCAGCAGCCAAGCAGGGCCCCGAGCCUUCUUAUUCCCAUUGGGGGGAUUCACAUGAUUCAGCCCAGGUCCCCCCUCCCUCUCUACAGCCUGGUGUGCAGCCCUACAACAGCCACAGCUAACCCCACGGGUGCAGGGACAUCCUGGAGACCGAGCAACGCUUUGAAGGGGAGGUUCUCCCUGCUGCAGCGGCAAGAUACUCUCAAAGAGAUGUCGCCCAGCAGCCGAGCCAGCCCGACGGGCCCCGAGACAUCAGGGGAGACGUCCCCCGACUCUCUGUCUCACAGAAAGAGUCGGGGAUGCUUCAGCAUUCCAGCAACAUUCGAGUCCCAGGACAGAGGCGACGCACCCAGAGGAGAGCACAGACACACAUGUUACGGAGAGGUGUGUUUACCCUGAGACCACCCAAGGCCAAAAAAAGACUCCUCCCUCCCACACACAGCUCUGAUAUGAGGGAGAGUCUGAAGGGAUAGUGCAAAAGACUGAAAACCAGAGUCUGCGUGUGAAAAUCCGACACCACAUUCUGGUUUAGACUUCGAGGACAUGAGGCAAGAGCACUUGAGCACCGCUUUUGAAUGACGCUAUUAUGUAAUUAUAUGAAUAAUAUAUAUAGACACUAUGUUAGAUAUGCAGUAUGUUUUGUAAAUCUUUUUUUACCCUCUUGUUUGAUGUCAUCGGUGUUAAUUUAUUUAUGUGCUAUUAUGCAAAUUCUGUACUAUAUGCAAAAGCAGCUGGAAUGAAAAUAGACAAAGUUUUAGUCAUUUUCCCUAUUAACCCCUUUGACAGCUCUAAUAUACUAUUGCUGUGUUAAUGUACUGUAUUACCAAAAUGGAUAUAGAAAGGUACUACAAAUAUUUAUUCACCCCAACCAGUAUUUUGAAGUGCAAUUUUACGUCAAGAUUGUGGUUUGAAAUGUCAUUCUUAAAGGCUGUGAUUAUUCUUCUUAUUAUUUGUCAGGUUUUUUUGGUUGUUGUUGUUGUCGUCUUUGUUUGUGUUUGAAGAAGCAGGGUUACGAUCACCUCCUUUUCUAAGAUCAUUAAGAAAAGAAGUUUCAGAUCAAGACAUUUGGAGUGCACUGACAAAUGAUUUGAUAUCCAGAGGAAACCUGUUUCACGUACAUGGUAGCUACGGUGCAGUUUUUUUCAUAAACAGAUACAUGUAUUUUUGUGUUGUUGCUUUUAUAAAUGAUACAAUCACUGUCAUUUUCAUGUUUACCAUUAAACUUCUCAUUUUUACAGAUUUAUAUUAAAACUG
This is a messenger RNA of Lates calcarifer (barramundi perch), 3319 nucleotides long. RefSeq names its product transcription factor HIVEP3. The coding region runs from base 143 to 2464 and encodes 773 amino acids. Gene Ontology annotation, cellular component: nucleus. Gene Ontology annotation, molecular function: RNA polymerase II cis-regulatory region sequence-specific DNA binding; DNA-binding transcription factor activity, RNA polymerase II-specific. The transcript is spliced from 6 exons. Lineage: Eukaryota; Metazoa; Chordata; Actinopteri; Centropomidae. The record is from RefSeq and is a predicted model, not a curated record. Gene Ontology annotation, biological process: regulation of transcription by RNA polymerase II.